Molecule: messenger RNA, 2326 nt
Organism: Oryza sativa Japonica Group (Japanese rice)
Lineage: Eukaryota; Viridiplantae; Streptophyta; Magnoliopsida; Poales; Poaceae
Source: RefSeq, a predicted model, not a curated record
GUCACUGCCUCUCGCGACUGCAUUUAAAUUCACCAAACCAGUGAUGAGCCAGCGUGUGCCUCCAACCUCGCGGCACACGUGACACAGACGCUCGCCGCCGACACGGUGACGUCGCCAUGGCUGCCGCCGCCGCCGCCGCCUCACUCUCCGUCUCCGACGCCGCCGCUAAGCUGCCCAAACCGGGAGGGCAAGUGCAACGGCGACGCGACAGGGAUCGUCCACGCGUGGAUGCUGCCGCCUGCACCCGCGACAGCCGCCGUCCCACGCGCGAGAGGUGCUCGACGACGGUGUCCCUCGCCGCGACCGCGACCGCGACAACGGCCACGCCCGUGCGCGCGCCGGUCCGGACGCGGGCGCCCAUGGGGCAGCGGAAGGGCGCGGACAUCGUCGUCGAGGCGCUGGAGCGGUGCGGCGUCCGCGACGUGUUCGAGUACCCGGGCGGCGCGUCAAUGGAGAUCCACCAGGCGCUGACGCGGUCGCCGGUGAUCCGCAACCACCUGCUCCGCCACGAGCAGGGGGAGGCCUUCGCGGCGUCCGGGUACGCGCGCUCGUCGGGGCGGCCGGGCGUCUGCGUCGCCACCUCCGGCCCGGGCGCCACCAACCUCGUGUCCGCGCUCGCCGACGCCCACCUCGACUCCGUCCCGCUCGUCGCCAUCACGGGGCAGGCCCCGCGCCGCAUGAUCGGCACCGACGCGUUCCAGGAGACGCCCAUCGUCGAGUUCACCCGCUCCAUCACCAAGCACAACUACCUAAUCCUCGACGUCGACGACAUCCCCCGCGUCAUCAACGAGGCCUUCUUCCUCGCGUCCACGGGUCGCCCCGGCCCGGUGCUCGUCGACAUCCCCAAGGACAUCCAGCAGCAGAUGGCCGUGCCGUCCUGGGACGCGCCGAUGCGCCUCCCGGGGUACAUCUCCCGGCUGCCGAAGCCGCCGGCCGCCAACCUGCUCGACGAAGUCAUCCGCCUCGUCGGCGACGCCGAGAGGCCCGUCCUCUACGUCGGCGGCGGGUGCUCCGCGUCGGGCUACGAGCUGCGGCGCUUCGUGGAGCUGACGGGCAUCCCGGUGACGACCACCCUCAUGGGCAUCGGGAACUUCCCCAGCGACGACCCGCUCUCGCUGCGGAUGCUCGGGAUGCAUGGCACUGUGUACGCCAACUACGCCGUCGACAACGCCGACCUCCUCCUCGCGCUCGGCGUGCGCUUCGACGACCGCGUCACCGGCAAAGUCGAGGCGUUCGCGAGCAGGGCCAAGAUCGUGCACGUCGACAUCGACCCGUCGGAGCUCGGGAAGAACAAGCAGCCGCACGUCUCCAUCUGCGCCGACGUCAAGCUCGCCCUGCAGGGCAUGAACGCGAUGCUGGAAGAACAGAGCGCCGCCGCCGCGCGCAAGAACCUCGAUUUCAGCGCGUGGCGCUCGGAGCUGGAGAAGAAGAAGGUCGAGUUCCCACUGGGCUACAGAACGUUCGGCGAGGAGAUCCCGCCGCAGUACGCCAUCCAGGUGCUCGACGAGGUCACCAACGGGGAGGCCAUCGUCGCCACGGGCGUCGGGCAGCACCAGAUGUGGGCGACGCAGCACUACACCUACAGGAGGCCCAGGCAGUGGCUCUCGUCCGCCGGGCUGGGCGCCAUGGGCUUCGGCCUGCCUGCCGCCGCCGGCGCCGCGGUGGCCAACCCGGGCGCCACCGUGGUCGACAUCGACGGCGACGGCAGCCUCCUGAUGAACAUCCAGGAGCUCGCCAUGGUCCGCGUCGAGGACCUGCCGGUGAAGGUGAUGGUGCUGAACAACCAGCACCUGGGCAUGGUGGUGCAGUGGGAGGACAGGUUCUACGACGCCAACAGGGCGCACACCUACCUCGGCAACCCGGCGGCGAACGGCGGCGGCGAGGUGUACCCGGACUUCGUGACGAUCGCCGGAGGCUUCGGCAUCCCGGCGGCCCGCGUGACGAGGAAGGGCGAGGUCCGCGCCGCCGUCGAGGAGAUGAUGGCGGCGCCGGGGCCGUACCUGCUGGACGUCGUCGUGCCUCACCAGGAGCACGUGCUGCCGAUGAUCCCCAGCAAUGGCGCUUUCAAGGACAUUAUCGUCGACGGUGAUGGCCGGAGUUCGUAUUAGUUCUGAACUUCUAAUAUAUGGGACUAUCCGUACAUUUAUCGUCUAAAAAUGUGUUAUCUAUAAAUAUAGUACCAUAGUAAUGUAAUUACAUUGUAACUAUAUAUAAUUGUUCUAUAACUUUCGUUAGUUUUGAACCACUCCUUUUCUCAAUGGACUAAGCAGUGUUGUGCUGAUUGUGGCAUCCAAGAGGCAAAGCUCAAAUAAAUUCAUGUGGUGUA